This is a messenger RNA of Vigna unguiculata (cowpea), 1636 nucleotides long. RefSeq names its product VAN3-binding protein-like. Gene Ontology annotation, biological process: leaf vascular tissue pattern formation; phloem or xylem histogenesis; auxin-activated signaling pathway. Lineage: Eukaryota; Viridiplantae; Streptophyta; Magnoliopsida; Fabales; Fabaceae. The record is from RefSeq and is a predicted model, not a curated record.
AUUCUUCACCUUUAAUUUCUAACUCUAUCAUCGUACUUUUUUUCUAAGUUAUCAAUAAUUUUUUUCCGUUAUCGACAACAGUGUCUCUCCACGAACCAAUUCCCGCUUCUCCAGGAUUGUGUCUUCUUAGCAUUUACACCAAACAUGGUUUUCUGAGCGGAGUAGUGAAUACUCACUCACACCUGAAUUUGUGGUGGUUCAGAACCCAAGCAGAAAAGGUUUUACAGAAGAAAAGAAACAUGGAAGGUGGUUUUUUUCCACCUUGGAAAAAUGGGUCAUGGCUGGAGUUAGCUUCAGAGGAUGUGAAGGAGAGUGAGCAGUUCAAACUGGUGUCAUCCUUGCCACCGUUGGCUGAGCCACCGACACCGCGUGAACCCAUGGAGUUCUUGUCCAGGUCAUGGAGUCUCUCUGCAUCGGAAAUCUCAAAGGCUCUCUCUGAGAAACAAAAGCAAACUUUUCUCGACACGGGCCCCGACACAUUGCAAGAACCUAUCUCUGCUCCUCAAUUAGCAGGAGGGAAAAUGAUGGUUUCUGGAAACUGUCGAAGGAUGGGUGCGAUUGGGAAGUGGUUACAUCAGAAGCAGUAUGGGAGCACGAACGUUUCCGUUAAGAAGAAAGAUCGGGCGCGUGCGGAGAACGCGCGUCUGCACUCGGCGCUGUCCAUUGCGGGGUUGGCCUCUGCGGUGGCAGCGGUGGCCGCAACAGAGGACCCUCGCGGUGGCUGUCGUUCUAAAUUAGACAUCGCUCUCGCUUCCGCCACGCAACUCUUGGCGUCUUAUUGCGUUGAGAUGGCGGAGUUAGCCGGCGCCGAUCGGGAGCGUGUGGCCGCCACCGUCAGGUCCGCGGUGGAUAUUCAGACCCCCGGUGAUCUAAUGACUCUCACGGCUGCAGCUGCAACAGCUUUGCGAGGAGAAGCAGCUCUUACAGCUAGAUUGCCAAAAGAAGCAAAGAAGAAUGCGUCAAUAAGUCCGUACGAUAGAGUGAUAGCGGAAACGCAUUGGUUUCGUGCGUUUGACGGUCAGAUGCUGGAACGUCAUCCACCAUGUCUGGGUGAUUUGUUGCAGCUCACAGAAAAAGGGACUUUACGAUGGAGACAUGUCCAUGUUUAUAUCAAGAAAUGCCAGGUCAAAAUUAAGAUCAAAAGUAAGCACGUUGGAGGAGCCUUCUCCAAAAAGAAUAAAUGUGUGGUCUAUGGAGUGUGUGAUAAAGAUAAUGCAUGGCCAUAUAGAAAAGAAAGGGAAGCAUCGGAAGAGCUAUAUUUUGGACUGAAAACCGCACAAGGUCUUCUAGAAUUUAAGUGCCAGAACAAACUACAUAAGCAAAAAUGGGUUGAUGGGAUAGAGAUGUUACUUCGUAGGGUCAACUCUGUUGAAGCAACAGAGCAUUCUCUAGAAUUUUUAAGUAUUAGUAGCAGUACAUGAUUUGUUUGAAUUGUAUAUUCCUCUAGGAUCUAGAAAGAGUGAACAAAAAAAUUUUGUCAAAAAAAUUCUACCUCUACAAGCCUACGAUAUUACAGAAGCAAAGAAGCAUCACUGUUAUGUGCAGGGGUUGCAUGUGACCAUCCUUGUUAAUAGCAAUACCAAAUUGAUAAGUGUUAAAACCCUGUUUAAGAUAUAAAAACUACUACCUCCGACAA